This is a messenger RNA of Adineta ricciae, 717 nucleotides long. The record is from the annotation of a GenBank genome assembly. Lineage: Eukaryota; Metazoa; Rotifera; Eurotatoria; Adinetida; Adinetidae.
AUGAUUAAUAACGAAACAUCCUCAAACUCAAUCACCGAUCCAAAAACGACGGAAACGCCAGUUGUUACUCGACACGUGCAAAGACCACGCAUGUCUGGCGAAUCAAUACAUCGUCACGUCCGAAUGUUAAUGGAAGGAGACCGAAUGGGAGCGGACGAACUGUUCACAGCAUUGAACAAAUUUUAUGACAAACAACGUUAUUCAUCGUCAGAGCGUAUUCGGUGUACACAAAUGUUUUUGAACGACGAAGGAAAAGAAUGGUAUGAACAAAACAAAUCCGAAAUCAAGGACGAUUGGUUAUCUUUCUGCGAUCGAUUACAGCAACAUUUACAAAGCGGCCGACCAAUUCGUACACGUCCCUCACCACCAAGUGAAAACGUAUCAGUGCACAAUGAAGAUAAGUGCACAUUGGAAGAUAUUAUCCAUGAAAAAUUUAACACCUAUUCGGGUAUGGGUGAUGCAAAAAGUUGGCUAUUACAAACUAUGAAUCAUUUCAAAUUAUACCACAUACGACGCGACGACCAACUUGAAGCCAUCCCUUUACUGUUAGUCGACGAAGCUUAUUUAUGGCUCGUGGAAAACAUCGAAACUAUUCCGAACGUUGAAGUAUUCAGCAAAUUAUUUCUCGGACAAUUUGCAUCGACAACAGCGUCAACGAUAAGUUCCAUCAAGGGUACUGUUGCACCAGCGACUGUUGUACCUGACCAUUCACCCUAA